GCACUGCAUCGGUGUUAUGAGGACUGGAGGACAGCACGGAGAAAACGUAGAAGCGGCGCAAUUUUUUUACACGCCGAGAUUUGGUUCCACCGCUGCGGCAAAACAAAAAAAACAACAACAAAAAAAAACAGCGCUCCCGACGCGGCAGAUACUAUGCCUGGCUCAGCGUUAAUGUGCCGGACGUCUACCUGACAGGCCUGGCCGAGGUCUGAGCCGUUACGAGGGAGGAGAAUUUUAUUUCUUCUUAUGGGAGAAGCAUGCGGGAAAUGGUCGGGGGCUGCUGCGUGUGUUCAGACGAGCGAGGCUGGGCUGAGAACCCGCUGGUGUACUGUGAUGGACACGGCUGCAGCGUCGCCGUUCACCAAGCGUGCUACGGCAUCGUCCAGGUUCCCACAGGCCCCUGGUUCUGCAGGAAGUGUGAGUCACAGGAACGAGCAGCACGAGUAAGAUGUGAGCUGUGUCCCCACAAGGAUGGAGCUCUUAAAAGGACAGACAGUGGCGGCUGGGCCCAUGUUGUGUGCGCGCUGUAUAUCCCUGAGGUGCAGUUUGCCAACGUUCUCACCAUGGAACCCAUCAUCCUGCAGUAUGUCCCACAUGAGAGAUAUCUCAAGACGUGUUACAUAUGUGAAGACCACGGGAGGGAGAGCAAGGCGGCCUGUGGAGCCUGCAUGACCUGCAACAGGCAGGGCUGCAGACAAGCUUUUCACGUUACCUGUGCUCAGAUGGCAGGUCUGCUGUGUGAGGAAGAAGGCCCAGAAGCUGACAACGUUAAAUAUUGUGGUUACUGCAAGCACCACUACAACAAAAUGCAGAAGAAGUUGCGCUCCAGUGAAAAUCCAAGUAGCUCCUUCAGUCAUUCCGGGGGGCGCUCCAGUUCUCCAUCACAGGAAAAACAUCACCACCAUAAACAGAGGAAGAGUCACAAAGACAAGAUUCGUUCAAAAGAGCGGCACAAGAAGUCUGCUGACAGUCUGAGCUCCUCCAUAACAACAAGCAGUAUAGAAAAGAUCUCCUCCACACAUCACAGCAGCAAGGAUAGCGAAGGAAAGUCAAAGAAGCUGAGCUCCCACAGCCAUGGUCAUCGCAGUAAGAAGACAGAAAGCAUCGUAAAAAGCUGCUCUUCCUCCUCAUGCUCCUCCAGCCCGUUCAACACCGGCGGAUCUCUGUCAGCAACUCAGGAUUUCCAUCAGUUCUCAUCUUCCUCCCGCCUGGAACGCGAGCAUGACCGCGGAGGCGAUGACCACAAUGGAGAGAAGCGUAAGGAGCGCCACAGAAGGUCUGCUGUGCACGAGGAGGAGGAGGAAGAGGAGGAGGAAGAAAAAGAUGACAAAGAUGAGGAGGAGGAGGAAGAAGAAGAGGAGGAAGACUCUAAAUACAAAAAGCCGCCUGCGUUGACCCCUGCUGAUUGUCCAUUGGCUGCGUCUCAAAGUCAUGAGAGGACGGAGAGCAGUUCGAGCCCCUUCGAGAACAAAGUCACCAUCUCCACCUUUGGCUCAAUCAUGCGCAUCACCUCCUCUUCCGGGUUGGGCAGCACCUGCAAAAUCCGCAAGAUCUCUUCCUCGAGCGAAUACAAGCCCUCCAAAUCCCUCUCUAAGCCGCCUCAGGUCACUGUGCCUCCCGUCUUGGAGGACGCUGGCCUGAAAGACAAAAUCACGCCCCCGCCGCUGCCCCGAGAGAGGAGGCACCACAAUAACAAGAAGAGUCGCCAUGGCCCGGGGCGCCCGCGAGGGAGCAAGAACCGAGAGCGGAGGGAAGAGGACCAUCACCACCACCAUCACGACUCCACAGCGCCACCUCCCCCAGCCUUAAACUCAUUCUACCAGAUUCCAUCAUCUGUGCCCAACCCUGCUUUUCCGUCCACACUACCUCCUACCUCUUCCGCCUCUUCCUCUAUCGCCUGCUCCUCCUCUGCUAGGAGUUUUUCUGCAGGUCGCAGCAACUCUUUGCUCGGCUCCGGUAUCUACUCCAGUCUCAAGGACCCUCUCACACUGGGCGGUGGAGUCUGCAGCACUCCUCUCUCCCUCAGUGGAGGAGUGUGCAGCACCUCGUUGUCCCUGGGAGGGGCAAUGUGUAGCACCGCUCUCUCCUCAGGACUCCUUUCAUCCCACGGCUCCUCGCUCUCUCUUCCGUCAGUCGGCGCCGUCUCAAACACACAGGUCCAUUCCGGUUCCAGCACCUCCUAUAACCUGAACUCCUCUCAGCCUUUUGCCAGCUGUCUCUCCACAGCCUCGACACUGCCGCCACUACUGAACCAAGGCCAGACCUCACUGUCAGAGUCCGACAUUGAUGACUGUCGCUUCCAGUGUCAGGGAAACUCGCCGAGAGAAAGUCUUUCCUCACAGUCUCCCUUGAGCUGUCUUCCUCUUCUGUUUGACCAGAGAGAUGGGCUGGGCUGUGGAAUCAAAGCCCGUCCUGAGAACGUCCCUCCUGCAAGCUCCCACAUCGAGCUCCUGCUGGAGAAACAUGGAAACGGAGAGAUGGGAGUCAACAUUGUGGAGAUGUUAAAGUCGCUGCACUCACUGCAGCAAGAGAACCAGCGCCUCCAGGACCAGAUCCUCAGCCUGACGGCUAAAAGGGAGCGGCUGCAGCUGCUCAACACGGACCUGGCUGUCCCUUUUCAGCCCCACAUUCACUCCGGCUCGGGCCUGCACUCCUCUCAGAUCAGCUUUCUGUCAUCUUCUCAAGACCCCCUGAGCACCAGUAAGAGUCCCGUCUCCAAAAGCUGCUUCCUGAAUGACACCUCCUUUGUUACCUCAUCAGAGGAGCUUCACUCUGGUAGCCCGUCCCGCAGCAGUUCAUCGCUCUCCUUCCAGGGCACCCCCCCUCCUCAACAGAGCCCCGCCUCCUUCGGCCAGCCCCUGCUGAACGGUUUGAGCCGAGGGGCGACCGAUGGUUUGGGGAGCAUCAAUCAGUCCGGCGGCUCUGCUCUACCAGUGGUGGGUGGGCUCAUGGCAUCCAUCGCAGGGAGUCCCCAGCUGAACAUGAAUGGUGUGCUCGGUGGUCUGAACGGCGUGAUCCAGUCUCCCAUACAGAGCGCUCAGCAGCCGGCGCUCCCAACUUUACGCCCCCAGCCACCGCCGCUCAACCCCCAGGCCCUGGCACAGAGCUUCCAGUUUCCCAAGAAUGCUAGCCCGUCUUCUCUUCUGUCUGAGCAGCAGAAGCAGCUUCUUCUCGAGCAGCAGCAGCAGCAGCUCCAGCAGUUCCUCGCCUCACAGAACUUCACACCGGAGCAGCAGGCAGUGGUGUGCCAGAUGCUGCAGCAGCAGAGACAGAGGGAGCUACAGCGCCUCACGCUGACGGGAGCACUCAACUCAACCCCCAACUCGCCCAUGAUCUCCCAGUCGCCCAACCUGUUGUCCUCGGGGACUGCGCUACCCCUGCAGGGGGGUCCGGGCGGGGGUCCCUUCGGUCUGCAGGACAACAUGCUCCACAAACCCGGGACAGCAGGAGAGAAGCCAGGAGACAAGAAUAGCUGAAGUUUUUUUCUCGUAGCUUGCUGUCCAGUUGGGGUGACAACAUCCUGUCCGAAUCACCGAUUUCUGUGAAGAUCUGGACUCACAAGACUCUCCCUCGUCUGUCCUCUUCAUCUGACAAACUUAUAUGAAUGUAAAACAUGACAUUAAGGUGAAGUUUGAGUUUAUUAUCAGAGAUCCUUCUAAUGGUUUUUAUUUUCUUUAUUUAGGCAGCUUUCAGAGAUCAUGAAUAUGGUGGUCUCCUCUUUAAAUUGCACUAAUUUGUUAGCUCGACCAAUGCUUACGAAGCUCACUGCUACAGGAGCUGGGUGGGCUUUUUAUUUUUGAAGUUUGAUUUGAAGCUCCAGAGUUUCGCUCUGACUUCUUGAGCACUGAGACCUCCCUCCGCCACGCAAUCCAGCGUUUCCAGUCAGUCCGCGAGGAAAACAGACGUCUGACACUUCUAGCAACCUCAGCUGUCUUCCUCGAUAUAUUUCGUCUUCCCGCUUGCGUUCACCCAGUUUCAUCCACAUCCUUUGAACUUUUCAACCUCUCGCUGGCACUUGUUAAGUAUAAGAUGUAGUCAAGUUGGUGUUUUUUUAGUGGCGUUUCCUCAUUAAGCUAGUUAUUACCUCAAACUUUCUGCCAGCUGUUCUCCGUUGUUUAUUUUGUGCAGUCAUUACCACAGCAGCCUUCAGUGGAUAGGAAUGGCCACCUAAAAACAAAACUGUGGCGUUCACUCGUUUUAAUGUAAUAAAAAAUAAAAGCGCCAUCAACUUUUAUUCCAUCCCACCAUUAGAGCUUCUACCGUCUUUUAUAUCCUUGUAGUUGCUGUCGAGAUUAAGCAGACGAAACCAAACAUUUGGAAAGGGAAUCAUUGGUUUUCCUGAACGAGUGUGCACUUUGCAUGUUUAGACAUCCACAGACUCCCUACGAAAGGACGCUUAGGACACCACAAACUGAAGAGGUUUAUGACUUGUGAUUAUUUUGCACUCUUGUCCUGAAGUUCUUUGUGUUACCUUCCCACAUGGAUAACUCUUACCUAGCUCUUCUUUUAGCAAUACUAGAUAGAUAAUGCCUUAAUAAGUGGUAGAUUUACAGGGGGAGCCAGCAGCUCACAGGUUGGCUCUGUCCUCUGUCUUUGAUAGGUUUUGUUUUUAUCUCGGGCACAUGGAGGGGGUUUUUGUUUGUUUUUCAAUGAACUACUUCUACUCAUUUAUACUUUUGAUAGCUGACUGAAGAUUUCAAACAGCUGAGAUGUGUUAAUAACCGUACAGUAAAGUGUCAAAUCUUUUUCUAUUGUGACCUUUGUGUUCAGAUCCAGAGCUCUUUAGUUUAUUGUUGUGCUUCAGAAGACUGAGUAACAAUGAUUUGUAGCACAUGUUGCAGUCAUAGAUAAGAGUUGAACUCUUGAUAUAGCAGAGUUUGAUGCGUAAUGUGACUGUUAUCGGCACUGAGAUGACAAUGAAACCCCGACGUAGAGGCUGACCUUCUCCCUCCACUCUGAUUCUCCAAGUGUAGCCUGUUUUACUUCUGUUUUACCAACGGAUCUCGUUCCCUAAUUCAAAUCUGUUAUCAGUUUCUCAACUGUACACUUUCUGUUUGCAAGUCUCCCAAACUAUCGAUGUUUGGUUUGCUUCACAGAUUCGGGCAGCUCCCUAGUUUGUGAGACGGUGCCUUGUAAAAAUAUUCAUUCCUCUUGAACUUUUUUCAGAUGAUCUGAAGUUACAACCAGAAACUCUGUUUUUGGGUUUUCUGGUAGAGCAACGCAAUGUAGUGCACUGGUGUAAAGUAAAACAUAAAGAAUAAAUUGUUUCAUUUAUCAAUUACAAACCAGCUUUACUGUUAAAUCUACAGGUGUGAGUUUCAACCAGCUUUGUACAUCUAGAGGCAAUUAGAGGAUCUUUGAACAUCAAGUUUCUUGGCUUUCUUCCUUCUCGUUCCUAAAGGUCAAAUUUGUGAAGUGCAUGAAUAAUACUUGUCCUGUCAACUGAUUCUCCUACCUGUGAUGCUGUUUGUUCACUGAUGUUCUCUAACAAACCUCUGAGGCCUUCACAGAGCUUUUGCAUUUAUACAUUCCACACAUCUGCACUCACGUAGGUGACUUCAGAAGACAGUUAGUUGCUGUGGAUUUAAAUAGGGAUGUCAGAGUAAAUGCACGCCACACUUUUAGAUUAUUUUCUUAAAACUAUGAGUGUUUUUCUUUCCAUUAAGGAACCAAUAAGGUGCAGCUUUGUGUUGGCCAGUAACAGUAAAAAACCCAACAUAAUACCAGGAGGUUCGUGGUUGUAACAUGACAAAACUUAAAGACGUUUAAGGAUCUGAAUACUUUCACCAGGCACUAUGCGUACUUGUAGCAGUUACAGAAGGCGAAUGUUGAUUAUGUUGUAUUAGCGUGACUGCAAGAUAGAGGUCUGUCAUUUAUAUGAUCCUCCUCUCAGCCAAGGAAAGGUUUGGACACAGAGUGGAGCAAAGGUUUCCUAAAGCGGUUUCUUUGUCAUGUUGCACUGGGGCCCUUGAGCCCAAAUGUAAAUUGUUUUUAUGACAUUUUUUUUAUUAUUUUAAAUUUUGUUGGAAUACAACUUGUAAACAUUUAAUAUGUUUAUGUAAAAACACAUUCAUUCCUUUAAGCUUUGAGGUUUGGGUAACCAACUUAUUCCAUGUUAUGAAUGUUGUACUGUGUAUCUUUUUAUGUAUUGCAACAUUUAAGCACCUGGCUCUAAAUGAGACUUUACCUAUUAGGAUAUGGAUUGCAUGAAAUGCAGUGAAGUCUCUCAAAUGUAUAGCUAAAUACCAAGUUAUAACUAUGCAUCAUUUAAAAUGCAUUGUUCCCUGAAUUAAAAAAAAGAUAAGCAAAAUGAGCACUGAAUUAUAAGAAGUAAAGCACGUUGUCGUCGUUGUACAGUGAUUUUGUUUGACAGAACUGAUCGAAACAAAUUGACAAUAUUCAGAUUUCAAAGCCCUGUAAAGUAUUUUGAUAUUUUUGUGUGUAUAAUUAAAAAGACAACUUUUUUGUCAAUAAAUGUAUUUUACUGAGUUGUUC
Molecule: messenger RNA, 6495 nt
Organism: Girardinichthys multiradiatus
Lineage: Eukaryota; Metazoa; Chordata; Actinopteri; Cyprinodontiformes; Goodeidae
Product: protein AF-17-like
Exons: 20
Coding region: 258-3476 (1072 amino acids)
Biological process (GO): regulation of transcription by RNA polymerase II
Cellular component (GO): nucleus
Molecular function (GO): histone binding; nucleosome binding
Source: RefSeq, a predicted model, not a curated record